Molecule: messenger RNA, 6331 nt
Organism: Triplophysa rosa
Lineage: Eukaryota; Metazoa; Chordata; Actinopteri; Cypriniformes; Nemacheilidae
Product: gamma-aminobutyric acid receptor subunit alpha-3
Exons: 3
Coding region: 1-645 (214 amino acids)
Biological process (GO): regulation of postsynaptic membrane potential; monoatomic ion transmembrane transport; gamma-aminobutyric acid signaling pathway
Cellular component (GO): dendrite membrane; GABA-A receptor complex; synapse
Molecular function (GO): benzodiazepine receptor activity; transmitter-gated monoatomic ion channel activity involved in regulation of postsynaptic membrane potential; GABA-gated chloride ion channel activity
Source: RefSeq, a predicted model, not a curated record
AUGCGGAUGUCUGAUGGUUUCCACGCUCAUGGAACAUUUGUGACAUUAAUGGUGUGUAUGGACAACAUCAACUUUAUCAACAAGCACGAGUCCUCCGGUGUUACAACUGUCCUGACAAUGACAACGUUGAGUAUAAGUGCCAGGAACUCACUUCCGAAGGUUGCCUACGCCACAGCCAUGGACUGGUUUAUGGCCGUAUGUUACGCCUUUGUUUUCUCCGCCCUCAUUGAGUUUGCAACGGUCAACUACUUCACUAAGCGCAGCUGGGCCUGGGAUGGUCAGAAAGAGGCCCAGGAGCAGAGGAGACGAGAGUCUGCUUCCUUCUCCAAAAAGACCAACAACACUUUCAACAUCGUGGGAACCACCUACAGCAUGGGCGUGGCCAAAGACCCCGGACUGACCACCGUCGCCAAGAGCGCCACCACCACGUCCACCCCGUCCCUGCCGGUCAGAGAGGUCCGGUUGCCCAAAAUGGAUGGCGAGUACGUGCCGGAGGGAGUGAGUAAGUCGUACAAUCGCGUCAGCAAAGUGGACAAGAUCUCUCGUAUCAUCUUUCCCGUCCUCUUCUUCAUCUUCAACCUGGCGUACUGGGCCACUUACGUCAACAGAAAGCCGACCAUCAUCCGAUCCAGCCCUCAAAAAUGAAUGCAGCAACCAAAUUGCAAAAAACUGCCAGUCCAGUCUUAGCUGGACGUGAGGCUACUGCUUUCAAAACACACGUUUACUAUUUUUUUUUACAAUUCAUAGGUUUGUGUGUAGAAACACAGUCCUGGUUUACUGGUUUGUUGUUUUGGUUUUCCAGUGUCACAGUUCCUGUGUUGCAUGAGUUCAAGUAUGAUUUGUUUUAUUACCGGUCUUGUACGGAUGAUCAUUACAUACCCACUGUAUCACACUGUGUAUCACCCGGAGGACAACUCCAGUCACCAUUGCUGUCGGUCGCCCCGGCGAGCACCUUCAGCCUCUCAGCAGCCAGUAGCGAUGUCUGUAAGCAUCAUUAAUAACCGUCCUUUCCCAGUACACCGCAGACCCAAAGCAAAAUCACCUAGAAUCAUUUUUUUUGGGCUCUCUCUGUGCAUUUACCUGUCCAGUGACUCUUAUUGUUUAAACAGCCUGAGCAGGCUGCGAGAUAAAGAAACUGUGCCUUUUUUAAUCUCUCGCCCGCAGAGAUGAAUAGUUUGGCACAUGCUGACAUUGUCUUCGAGCGUACGCCUACCUAAUGAAAAACGUCAGCGUUGAAUGAACUCUCACAGGUCGGUAUUAAACUCGGUGUUCUGCUGCGUGCGAGUUGAUUUAAUGCUGACGGCUAACUGUGAGGUGCUGGGCCGGUCGCCGUUGUUUUGAUCAUGGCAGACGGGAUGGGAAAAAGUGUUCGGUUUCAAUUAUUUCACCGUAGGAGGUUGUAAACAAUUUCAGUUGUGAGGAAUUUCAAGGCCUGACUUUAGACCCGGGCCAGUGCCACACCAGGAGGUACAUGCAUCGAAUUCCAUUACCUCAUGCUGAAGUGUUGCUGGCUUUGAUAUUUAUACCGAUUUCUUAAUUUGUUUAUCGAACAACCCAGUAUUCAUCUUUGGGAAUGCACUAUUUUUAUCGCUGUUAAUAUUUUAAUUGUACAAACUCAUUACUUUUGCAAUGGCAAGCCACCAUCGUUGUUUACCGCUGUGAGAUAUAUCGAUGUUUUGCGAGUAGUUUUCUUAGUGUUUUUUUAAUAUGUAAUCUGAGUACAUACACACAAAGUGGAUGUGUACAUAUUUAUGUGUUACCAGUGGUCCUCUAUCAAUGUUUUUAUUUAUGAAUAUUUAUUAUUUAUUCACAUAGUGUGAUCGACUUUCUUAUGGAACUUGAGUUUGAAAAUAUCCUUUGCAUUCACGUAGAAAGUGCCAGGUUUACAUGUGAAAUUAAAAUCAAGACAUUUUUUUGUAGAUAAACAAAAAAAGUUGCGUAAAGUAUGUACUUAUGUGACAGCAAGCUAUAUUAAGCAAAAAAGCAUUAACUUUAACAUUUCAUUCAUUUCACGAACCAUUAACGUAGCUGUUGAUCGAUAGCUUUAGACGCACUACGUUGAAUCUCACUCGUCAUUUUUAAUAUGAAUAUUUAUGAGUAGGAGAAAGAAUAGGGCCUGGUUUUAUUUUAAUAUCAUACACUCUAAAAAAAAUUUGAGUUGUUUCAAAACCCAUGGUUGGGUAAAAUAUGGGCAUCUCAAACCUUGGAUGUCCAUUUUUGACCCAACAGUGCGUUGAACCAACCCAUCUUUUUUUGAGUGCAGAUAAGGCAUGAGGAGGUUUUUUCCAUGACAUAGUACAUGGGAUGUAUAAAGAAUAAAUUAAUGCAUGACAAUCUCUUCAUUAGCUACAUCACCAGACACACACGCUAAUGUGUUAUCUUUCUGAAUUACGGUUCAUGGUUUUAUAUCUUGUAGUGGCCGUUAAAAUAGCCGUGUAUCUGGAGUACAUAUCUGUAGGCUCCUCUUCAUCCUAUAUGAGCUACGGUAGGGCUAGAUCAAACAGUGGUUCAGUAUUGAUUGUCUACGCAAUUAGUACUAAUCAUAAAUAAAGCCACAUCUAAGAAGUAUAUUUAUAUAGGAGUUAAAGCAUUUAUUUAUGCGAACUGCAUAUAAAAUGGCAUACAUGAUCUAUGUUUUUUACCGUAUAAGAUAUAACCUUUAUAGCGUCAGUACAAAUGUAAAAAAACAAUAUUGGGUAGAGCUAUGUAGUGGCAUGAUAGUCGAUUCAAAUAUAAGAACAAGUUGUAAUAUUUUAGAUAUCGUCAGCCCACUUGAAAUCAGAGACUUGGGAAACAUAGUCGUGUCGAUUACCGUAAUCGUUCUGUAAACGUCAACGUAUUCGUCAGUUAUGUGGGAUUUCUCACACACAGAUCAGUGAAAUAUUACGUGUUCAAGAGGGUGACAGUAAAAUGUACAGUAUAUGUUAAUGAUGUUAGCGUUUAUUAGCGACGUUUUCGCUAUCAUUUGAGUGAAGCUUAAUGGAGUACAAAUGCUAAUUGGUCAUUUUAUCACUGCCGGACGCUAAUUGAAAAACUGCUAAAAAUUGUACUGAUCUAUUCCAUGUCUUGCUUUAAAACGUGCAUCUUACUGCCCCCUUGUUCCAGAACCGACCCGGAUCAUUCUGGAUCAUGUUUAUCGCAUCGGCUAACAAGUCUAGCCUAGCGCUACUCUGCCAGAUGUACCACCUUGUGUGCACUUUUCAAAAGUUUACUGUGAAGAGGCAGAUGUUCAAUCUGCCAGGCUCCCUGUACAUACUGGAUCCAAAAAAUACAUCUUCAGCAAUUUUACUGCAUGUCCCAAAGCGUCAGAGUCGAGAUGUCUGACUCAACCUUGCGGUUUCAUAGACAAGUGAUUCCUGGUAGAUGUUAUCUUAUAAAAGUUCUUUCACACUGUCUGGCUUUGAUAAGCGAAUUACUCUUUGUGAGAAGCCUCAUUCUUGACAAGCUAUAAUAAACGACAGCGGAGAAACCCAGAGGACGUUGUAUGUACUUCUGUUAAUAUAAAAGACGGUACGAGAUGAACGUUAUCAACUGAGGACGGUCGGUUUGUUUUGACGACAUCAAUUUCGUGCCUCUUGGUGGUUCGUCACGUCAUGUGAGUUGUACUCUGGCGCAUGCUAGCUAUUUCGUUUCGUCGUGUUACACUGUGAUUUAAUACCAAAAGGCUGAUAGGACAAGUGACCUAGAACGUGUCUAGGAAACGACUCGAGUCUCUCUAAAUCUUGUUAGUGCGACACUUCUCAGCUCGUGACUCGAGUCAUAUUGAACAGUGGAAAUUGCUCUGACACGCUGGUUGAUUCGAUGUCCUUGAUAUAAAUGCGGUUUUGAGAUGAGACUCACAGUUGCUGAGAUUUACGCCGUGAAUACAGUAUGCCUUCGCAAUCAAAGCCGCGCCGCUGCUGUCGGAGAAGUCAGAAGGAAUCUCAAGAAAAAUGCUGUGCCGGAGCGAAAGUGAAUUGGUGAAGCCUCCUGCCUCAAAACAAACUGCUAUGUUUACUUGACUCGCUGCCUGGGCCAUACAUCAUGAUUAUUGCCAAAUUAUCAGCUGUGCCAAAUGACCUUUAGAGAUAAGUGAAGGGGGGAUGAUUUGCCCAUGGAUAUCGCAUGACAUGUGUGGGUGUAUACUGUAUACACACACACCAACACGCUACUCCGCGAUUUGGUUUCUUGCAUUAAAAUGUCAAGAAGGCAUUUGUGAUUGGACAAUUUGAGAAACGCUAAUGACACAGAUCACAUUUGCAUAGCGUGUGAUUUGCCAGCACAUUGGGGGCGGACCGCAACGAUUGGGACAUUCCCCAACGGUGAAACAUCUGAUACGUUUGACUGCAUUACCGAUUCAGACCCUCAGAUCGGCAGCCAAGCUCAACGCUGUUGAGUCAAACACAGUUAAGUGAAUUGAUCCAAAUUAUUUCUUUUUGCCCAGCGGAAACCACAGAGUUUGGUCGAUCUGUGUUUUAUAUCCAUAAUAUGCAUUUUUGAAACUGACCCAAGUGUAACUUUUUAGUUGAUGCUGCAGAAAUGAGGUUGCUUUUUGCUAGAUUGUGCUUUUUGUAAUGAAAUCUAUGUUCUGUUAAUUAUUAAGAGACUUGGAGCUACACUGCGUGCUAUAGCUGGGACUGUAUGGAAAAUGGACUGAAACAUUCUUUUCUUUGCACAUGAAAGCAAAUGCUUCUAGCUACGUAAGUUCGAUGGCAAAACGGUGUUGUGUUCCAAAUGUGCCAAAACGCAAUUCAUAACACGUAAACGUGUUUUGGGGGUGCAACACAGGACGCUAGCGUAAAAUCGUAUUUCUCUGUGGUCAGUUUUCAGGUCAGCUAUUGUCAUGGCUGAGCAACAGUUGGAAGAAGUAAAUUGAAUAAUAAGGUAUAUGUACAGUAGUGCCUUUCGGAGAUCAGCAACGAUGCCAGAAUGCAUAUCGGUGCGUAAUUGAGUUGGCCAAAGAUUUGCGUCUGCGUUCUUGUACAGACUGUUUCUAAGUGUGAGGUUUCUCUUACUGUGCUGAUAGUUGCUGUUUCUAUAGACGGUUUCAAAGCAGCAACAUAAACGAACGUUACUGCGCGCGUUCGUGGACUGCCCUAAACUUCCUGCAGAUUAUUUCUGAUAACAACCAAAAGAAACCGAGGAAAAACGUUACUUGGCUAAACUUGCCUCUCCAAUAUUUUGAAUUAAGACUGCAAUACCAAGCUUAACCACUAGAUGUCAAUGUACCGUAAGGUUUCUUUAAAUGCGACAAAACUACAAGUCGCAUUCAACAAAUUGUUUAUUUAAUAAAAUGAAAAUACAACAAAAUUCAACAAAUUGGUGUACAAUACAAUAAUAACAUAUAUUAAUAUUAACAGAAAUAAAAAUAAAUUAAAAAUAGUUAUAUUAUUAGACACUUGCCAGACCGAUAAAAAAACACAGAUCAGAAGUUUACUGCAGUCCGGGCAUGCAUCUGAUAAAACGGUCUGUAAACUUCUUGCUUAUCUGUUUUUAAAGCUGCAGUCUGUAACUUUUCUCUCUAUCGUCAUCUCUGUUUGAAACAUAAAAUUUAUUCAUGCACUUAUCUUUACGUGGUUUGAAGUCAAAUGGCAUCUGACGUUUCCUGUGAAACAUUGCAAACAAAACCUUAACCCCCCCAAAAAAAAGUUACUGAUUGCAGCUUUAAGUACCGGCACAUUUAGUAACUUUGCCAGAAUGGUGCGUGUGCCAUUCUGUACAAACUGUACAAACAGGAAGAGUUACUGUACAAUAUUCCCAAAAUGUUUAGCACAUGCACAUUGCACACUGAGAAUUUUUUUACAGUGAUUACAAUGUUGUGUUGUAAUUUUGUAACAUGCAUGUUGCAAUUAAAAGCGAACUGUUGUCAAACACAUCUGAAAGCCAACACUCAAUGAACCCUGGGAAAUGAUGUAUUAGAUUGUAAGGUAAUGUACUUGGCUUAAGUGUGCAGAUUUCUCUGAAGUAUAGCAUUUUGCUGUGUCGUAAACAGUAUUGUAAAAAAGUAUUGUGCUGAUGUAUGGCCAGCGUUUCUGAAAUAAUUGGAGCAAAUUUCGUGAACGCUAGAGUUUGUUCGCUCAUUUGAUCUGUGGUUUUCUCUGCCUCUCUGUAGCUCUAAGACAGACAGUACAAGUCAAAAAUGUUGCUUCUGUUAAAUCUUGAAUUCAAGGUGUUCCUUUUUGUUGUGGAAGUUUGUUUGUUGGGCUAAUAGCAGUAUCCUAGUGUUGUUUUAUAUCUUUAUGUGUCCUGGUUUGCUGUUCUUUACGUUGAAUAAAGAUUUGGUCCAUUCAUUCACUUGGCUUUUGUGGUUUUUCUUGUUUCAGUCGUGAUGGUGCAGACUGUGUAUGUGUGU